Molecule: messenger RNA, 2132 nt
Organism: Carlito syrichta (Philippine tarsier)
Lineage: Eukaryota; Metazoa; Chordata; Mammalia; Primates; Tarsiidae
Gene: ABLIM2
Product: actin binding LIM protein family member 2
Exons: 21
Coding region: 376-2046 (556 amino acids)
Biological process (GO): cytoskeleton organization; lamellipodium assembly
Cellular component (GO): actin cytoskeleton
Molecular function (GO): actin filament binding
Source: RefSeq, a predicted model, not a curated record
UCGCAGCCCCAGGCCGCCCCCGGCCCCUUGGAGAAGCCGCCCGGCACGGCCAUUCUGUGCAACACGUGUGGGAACGUGUGCAGGGGUGAGGUGCUGCGGGUGCAGGACAAGUACUUCCACAUCAAAUGCUUCAUCUGCAAGGCGUGCGGCUGCGACCUGGCCGAGGGCGGCUUCUUCGUGCGGCAGGGCGAGUACAUCUGCACGCGCGACUACCAGCGCCUCUACGGCACACGCUGCUUCAGCUGCGACCAGUUCAUCGAGGGCGAGGUGGUGUCCGCGCUGGGCAAGACCUACCACCCCGACUGCUUCGUGUGCGCCGUCUGCCGGCUCCCUUUCCCGCCCGGGGACCGAGUGACCUUCAACGGGAAGGAAUGCAUGUGCCAGAGGUGCUCCCUGCCCGCGUCGGGGAGCGGCAGUGUGCACCUGUCCCAGGGCCUCCGGAGCUGCGGGGGCUGCGGUGCCGAAAUCAAGAACGGCCAGGCCCUGGUGGCCCUGGACAAGCACUGGCACCUGAGCUGCUUCAAGUGCAAGACCUGCAGGAAGCUCCUCACCGCCGAGUACAUCAGCAAGGACGGGCUGCCCUACUGCGAGGCCGACUACCACGCCAAGUUCGGCAUCCGCUGCGACGGCUGUGAGAAGUACAUCACGGGGCGCGUGCUGGAGGCGGGGGAGAAACACUAUCACCCUUCGUGUGCGCUAUGUGUCAGGUGUGGCCAGAUGUUUGCAGAAGGCGAGGAGAUGUAUCUUCAAGGUUUCUCCAUCUGGCAUCCAGCGUGUCGGCAAGCAGCCAGGACUGAAGACAGAAACAAGGAAACCAGAACCUCCUCGGAGAGCAUCAUUUCUGUACCAGCUUCCAGCACCUCGGGGUCUCCAAGCCGUGUGAUCUAUGCCAAGCUUGGCAGUGAGAUCCUAGACUACAGGGACCUGGCGGCCCUUCCCAAGAACAAGGCCAUCUAUGACAUCGACCGCCCUGACAUGAUCUCCUACUCGCCCUACAUCAGCCACUCUGCGGGGGACAGGCAGAGCUAUGGCGAGGGGGACCAGGAUGACCGGUCCUACAAGCAGUGCCGGACCUCCAGCCCCAGCUCCACUGGCUCGGUCAGCCUCGGGCGCUACACCCCCACCUCACGGUCUCCCCAGCACUACAGUCGUCCAGCUGGUACUGUGAGUGUUGGUACCAGUAGCUGCCUCUCCCUGUCCCAACACCCAAGCCCUACCUCCGUGUUCAGACAUCAUUACAUCCCCUACUUCCGAGGCAGUGAAAGUGGCCGGAGCACCCCCAGCCUCUCCGUGCUCUCGGACAGCAAGCCGGCCUCCUCCACCUACCAGCAGGCGCCUCGCCACUUCCACAUCCCAGACACUGGCGUAAAAGAUAACAUCUAUAGGAAACCCCCCAUCUACAAGCAGCAUGGUCCUGUAGCCCAAUCCCAAAUUUCCAAGCUCUCUGGCCUGGUAUCAGUCUUGUCCUUGGUGGUGCAGGAGGCAGGGUGCUCCAAGAGACAGACGGGCCCGAGCCCGCCACAGGCUGCAGCCGUGCGGCGGUCUGACGGAGAGGAUGGAAGCUUCGACCAGGACAGCAGGAAGCAGAAGGCCAGCUGGCUGAUUCUCAAGGGGGACGCAGACACGAGGACCAACUCUCCCGACCGAGACAGCCAGUCCUUGGGCCACUGUAGCGGGACCGAGAGAGACUCUCUCCAAAGAAUGCAAGGGGACGACUUUUGCUCACGAUUCCCCUAUUCCAAAUCUGACUCUCUCCCAGGACACGGAAAGAAUGGCUUGGACCACCGGAACGCCAGUCUGGGCCCCUGCGGAGCAGACCCUGAUGCCAGCUGGGGCAUGCGAGAAUACAAGAUCUACCCUUAUGACACCCUCAUCGUCACAAACCGAAUUCGCGUGAAACUGCCCAAAGAUGUGGACCGGACGAGACUGGAGAGACACUUGUCGCCCGAGGAGUUCCAGGAAGUGUUUGGGAUGAACAUGGAGGAAUUCGACCGCCUGGCCCUCUGGAAGAGGAACGAUCUCAAGAAGAAAGCCCUGCUGUUCUGACAGCCGCCCACUGGUGGUGCCGUGCCGGGAGCAGAGCCCAGAGACCCCAGCGAGACCCCGCCCCCUUCCCACGUACCUUGCUCGGG